Molecule: messenger RNA, 1827 nt
Organism: Drosophila biarmipes
Lineage: Eukaryota; Metazoa; Arthropoda; Insecta; Diptera; Drosophilidae
Exons: 6
Coding region: 643-1368 (241 amino acids)
Source: RefSeq, a predicted model, not a curated record
GUGUGCCGUGGAAGAUACCAACACUAACUAUUGGUAUCCGUAGUCGACGGCAGAACUCACGCGCUACGCCGAGAGUGCAAACUCCUUUUUUGGCACAGUUCGCCCCCGCGGACUCCAAUCGCACGCACACUAUCGCAGUCACACGAAUAUAUACCUAUGUGGCCAGCAAAAAGUCGAUUUUUCGCCAACAAAAAGUGGUCGUCUGUGUGGGCAAAACUUUAAAUGGCCGGGGCCAUAAAGGGAGAUUGCAAUAGUUGCAACUUGCCGACUCCUACCGAGAUGUCCUGCAAGGAGCUGCCGCCGCUGCGGAAGAGGUGCUGAGCUCAGCGAGGCGAGAAAAGUUUUUACCAGUCAGUGCCCGUAUCCCCAGGCAAGAGCAUCGCAUCCCAACCCCCUGCUUCUGCUCCUGCUGCUGCUGCUGCUGCUGUGAUUAGAUUGGUGAUAAUGAGUGCAACCGAAGUAUCCAAUUAAAUGUCUGCAAGAUAGGACAACGAUAGCUGUUAGCGUCCAGGCCUAACCAGUGUUCACUGCCAAACACACAACGACGACGGAGGCGGCGGAAGCAUCCCCCAGCGCACGGAGGGAUCAGGACCAGGAGCGACCGGAGCUGGACGUGGACCAGGUCGCAAAGUAGACAGCCUGAUGGCGGGCUGGCGGGGGCGUGGGCUGUGCGCUACGCUGCUGGCCGUGCUCACCUUACUCUCGGCCACGCGUUCGGUGCGCAUCACCAACCUGCGGGUGCCACGCACCUACACGCUCCUCCGGAACCACGAACCCGAUCCUCUGGUCCUCGACUGCGAGGUGGAGAUUGGGCCGCGGGAGCAGGGCUUCGUCCUGAAGUGGCUGUUCAACAACCACUCCAUCUACCAAUGGAUACCCUCGGUCAAGGGGUUCGCCAUGGGCUUCAUGAAGUCGAAGAUAGACAACCGAAUGUUUGCGAUGGAGGGCAGUCCCGGUGUUAUAUCGAUAAAGAAUCCCGACUGGAACAUGACGGGCGAGUAUACCUGUGCGGUGCAGACCUUCGAGUCCACGGAUAAGCGGAGUGCCCGCUUGCAAAUAAUCGUUCCUGAGUCGGAUUUCAUGCUGGAGGCGCGGAUGAGCGGAUCGCGUAUGGACGUGGACAUUAUGUGUGCGGUCCAGCACGUAUUUCCGCAACCCAUGCUGUCGGUCAUGUUUGACACCCACAUACUGGACUCGGUGCUGACGCAGUUGGACCAGGACCCCAGUGGCCUCUACAGCAUGACCGUGCGCACCCGCAUUCCUAGAGAUCAACUCGAGUCCCCCACCCCGAUCACCUGUGCGUUCGUCCUGGUUGGCACCAACUACACCAAGCGCCGGGAGACUAUUUUCUAUGGUAAGUACAGAUAAGGCCUCAACUAUACAACGCAAGUGGACAACGGUCGCCGUAGUCAUGUCCAUCGCAUCCUUAGCUCUAAGCAGUUAGUUUGGUAGUGUCCUUCGAUGUAGGCUAUUUUUACGUUCGGUCUAGAAACUUUGAUAUACUAAUUUUUAAUAGACUUUUAACGGAUAAACGUAAUUUUUUGCGGUAUUUUAAAAAGAUGCGCUUAUUUUGUACAUGCAUGUAAUUGUAAGGAUAAUGAAACACAAACCAGAAACAAACACCACAAUGCGUAAGCAAACGAACCCCAAAAACCGAAAAGGACAACAGUAAAAUAUAACAAGAAAUUCUUGUAUUCAUAUAUUUACCACAUAAAUAAAAUAUAUAUUAUAGUUAUAUAUGAUGUAUAGGUCUAAUUGAAUACAGAAACACUAAUAAAAAAAGGAAUGAAACAUUAAAAGUGCAUUAAACCAACCGCCUUUGUCGUU